Peromyscus maniculatus bairdii (prairie deer mouse) is the source of this 2813-nucleotide messenger RNA. RefSeq names its product HHLA2 member of B7 family (gene Hhla2). Gene Ontology annotation, biological process: regulation of cytokine production; T cell receptor signaling pathway. Lineage: Eukaryota; Metazoa; Chordata; Mammalia; Rodentia; Cricetidae. Gene Ontology annotation, cellular component: external side of plasma membrane. The record is from RefSeq and is a predicted model, not a curated record. Gene Ontology annotation, molecular function: signaling receptor binding.
CAGCACAGUUAACAUGACCUCCACAAGACAUGAAGGCAUGGGAACUGCUGUGUUUCUUCUUGGCUGUCACACUGGACCCUUGUGGAUCUCAAGUCUUCUUCAGUUACCACAAUAGUAAUAAUGAGAAACUCAUUAUUGGAAGAUACAACGAAGAUGUGAUUCUCCCUUGCCUGUUUACAAGCGAGCCUCAAGUUGUAAUUCACUGGAAAAUUCAAGAUAACACUGUUCACACUUACUUCAGAGACAUGGACCAGUUGGAAGGACAGUAUCUUAGAUAUGCAAACAGGACAUCCCUCUUUCAUAGUGAAAUUCACAACGGGAAUGCCUCUCUAGCUGUCAGAAGAUUGAGCCUUCUGGAUGAAGGAAUUUAUACCUGCUAUGUGGGAACAAGAAGUAGAUAUUAUGUGAGCAAAGUGGUGCUGAAAGUGGGAGCUUUCCACACACCUUUAAUGAAAUAUGAAAAAAAUACAGAGAGCUUCCUGGUUUGCAGUAUCCUGAGUGUUUAUCCUUAUCCACGUAUCACAUGGAAAACGGACAAUGCAAUUGUCUCUGGAAGCAGUACAGAAGUAACUGAGUCUCCGGGUCCUUUUUAUGUUAAAAGUACACUGAAUGUUACAGGAUUAAAUUCACCUUGUGAGUGUGUUAUUGAAAAUUCACUUCUCAAUGAAACAUGGAGAGGAGAGUGGACAUUGGCAGGUAGUCACUGGAUGAAUCAAAGUGAAUCCAUCUCACUCGGGUGCACUGUCGGCAGCAAUUUCUCUCUACAAAAUCAAGACUUCCGUGUUAAUUGGUCUAAAGUAGAAAAUGUCUUGGAUUGGCAUCUGAAUUCUUCACAGGACAGAACUGCUAAUGACCUUCACUUCACACGGAAUAAAGAGCUGAGAGAUCACCAUGACUUACUCAUGACAUUGAAACAUCUUCAUCCUUCAGACAGUGGGGAAUACUUGUGUAACGUUUCUUCACCUAAGUAUACAUUCCUCACCGUCCACAGGGUGCAAGUAGCACCAAGUCGAGCUUCACAGCAUCUUGGAAUUUGGGUUUCACUUGUACUGCUGAUGGUGCUGCUAGCAAUAUGCUUCUAUAUACAGAUGAGAAAGUCCAGUGACUCUGAAGGAAAUAUGAAUCCAGGAAGGAGUUCAAGUACGGAGCAGGCUCAGGAAGCAGGAACCAGAAGAAACAGAUUCUCUGAUGAAGGAGACCAAUACUUCCAGGUUCCCCCAUCAGAGGAAGAAGUGCAUCGUGGUUCUGAUGAAGUAACGGAGCACACUUCAGAAAUGUGUGCUGUCGUUAUUGAGGGUGAUAACUCCAGUGGAAACGACGGACACAAAGCAUCAUCUUCUUCAUCAAACCAUUCCUGAUGCAAAGUCCCCUUCAGAAAAGGCAACCAGCAAGUGAAAUCCUGUUCUCGACGUAUAGAAGAAAUCCUCUGCUUGACUUACUCCUUUUAUCUGAAGAUUUACUUGACUGACGUCAUCCUACCUUCGUUCACUGCCAUCAGAUUUGACAAUUUCACUGUUGUGAAGACAGUCAUUUACUUCCCAGGCAUGGGUUUGAAUGUGGCCCUAAAGCUCAUGUAUUAGAAACAUUAUGUAAUAGUGUUGAGGACUUUACCAACAUUAUGGAAGCAGGUUUGUUCCUGGAAACUGGAAACAAACUGGAAAACUGGUUUGUUCUGAAAGUACACUCUCUUUCUCUUGACCUCUCUUGACUUUCAAACUUUUGCCAUGGGAAGUUGUGCCCAAAAGGCUCUAACUGGAUGAUAACACCUUAAUACUGGAAUUCCUAGCUUAUAGAAUUAUAAUAAUUAAUUUUUUUCUUUAUAAAUUAUUCAUUGAACAGCAACACCAACCAAAGACAUCCAGAACUGUAUUGACUCUUUAGGAUGUAAACAUCAGUCACUGAUCUACUACCUGCAAUAAGAUGAUGGGUACCUGUGUGCAAUGGAUGAGUUCCACUUCUUGUUAAUGAACAUCACUGUUGCAGCCAGGCUAGAAGGUUACUGUGCAUUUCCAUGAGCUCAGCAGGCCUGUAUGAUUAGAGGCUGCUUCAAGAUCUGAGAGAGCAGGUGGGAGCAGGACUAUCCUUAGUGGAACUGUAAAGAGCCAUGCAUGACCUGGAAAUAAGACAACUAAUGUGAUACAGUAUUAUCCCCUAGUCUUCGACAAUGGCUGUUUGAGCAUAACUGAUUAGCCUUUGGAUGAUGAGUUACAGGAUCCUGGAGAGUAAGGAUGCCAGCAUCUCCAAGACUACUUAGGGAAGGAGAUCUUAUCAUCACUAGGAGUGACCUGUCUGGUGGGAGUUACAACUGGCAACACCAGGCUGGCAUAGCUGCUGAUGGAUAGCCAUGAAGAUGAUUUAAGGAAGACUUUGGGCUCAGUUGCCAUAUUAUUCAUCAGUCUUCUAACAGGUUAAGAGUUCCAUGUAACUGUUCUGCAGGGGGAGAAUGUAGGGCCUGGCUGGCUUGAUCUGUUCCUUUCAUUUUAAUAAUCAACUUAAAGUGAUGUCAGUACUUGGAAGUUUGUUGAUAUAACUGGGCUUUUUCCCCCUUAAGUAAUCAAGAUUUUGAGACUGUAGUUCAUAAGGGAAAAAAGUGUGGUGUGAUUGCCACCUAGCUAAUCUUCUCUACCAGCUGAUACGCUUGGUAUCGUACUUGUAUACUAUGUAUAUAGUUUUGGUAAAUUUUUGUAUAAUGUACAAGAUAUUCAUAAACAUUAAAUGUGUGAAAUAUUCCAACGUAAAUAAAAACUUCACUGAGAUAAUAUUAUAAUUGAGUUAAUUAUAAUACCUCUGUUACCUAGUGAGGCAGUAGUUAA